AACAAGUACACAAAAGAAAUAGACAUCUAAAAGAAUUCUGAAGGCGAAGGGCUGGAGGGGGGAGUUGGAGAAGCCAAUGGCAAAGAAAGUGGGUGGAGAUUCCAGCCGCUCUGAGCUUGGACUGUAGCCAUGGGGCUUUCCCAGUGUUGUGUCUAGAGCGCUUAAGCUCCGGUUGCCCGACGCUGAUGCACCGGACCCUUGGCGUGUGCAGGGGCGUUCUGUGUGCAAGACGGGGGAGCAGGCAUCUCCAAGCCAUGGCGGUGCAGAGCAACAGCAUCGGUGCCGGGCGUGAUGCAGGUUCCUCGGAUGGAUCCGUGACAGCCGGGAUCAUCGUUAUUGGAGAUGAGAUCUUGAAGGGAUACAUCCAAGACACAAAUUCGUUCUUCAUGUGCAAGAAACUUCGCUCACUAGGUGUGAAAGUGGCCAAGAUCUCCGUGGUCCCUGAUGAAGUGGAUGCCAUCGCCACCGAGAUCUCUUCUUUUUCCCGCAAGUUCACCUACGUCCUGACAUCGGGUGGGAUCGGCCCCACCCAUGACGAUGUCACUUUUGAGGCGGUGGCUCAGGCAUUUGGGGAGAAAGUCUUCCCCCACCCGGAGAUCGUUGACCUGGUGAAGAAGUUUUUUGCCAAGACAGACACCGAGUGUCCCGAGAUGAAACUGGCUCGUGUCCCCAAAUCCUCGCUCCUCAACUACGGCAUCGACAAGAAAGGCCACGUCUUCAAAUACCCCCUGAUAAGUGUCCGUAACGUCUACGUCUUCCCAGGCAUUCCAUCGUUGAUGGAGCGGGCCCUCGAGGGUCUCGGCCACCUCUUCCACAACGAGCAGACCCAGUUCCAUUCCCGGGAGAUCUAUGUGAACGUUGACGAGACCCAAAUUGCCCCCAUACUUGACCGUGCCUAUGGCCUCUUCAAACGUCACACGAGCCUAGGCUCCUACCCGGAUUGGGUCAACAACUACUUCCGUGUCAAACUCACCUUGGACUCUGAGUCGGAGAGUCACCUAAAGGAGGCCUACGCUUUCUUGAUGGAAAACCUGCCCGAGGGCACAGUGGUGCCUUUAGUAUCCGAUCCUGUCUCCCGAGCAGCCAUGGAUGUGUAUGCGCUUGCUGAGUCCGGUUCCCCUCUUGGCCAGAAGGUGGCAGCAGCGGUCCAGACCGUUGAGGAAGCCCUGGAUCGGUACCCCCUGUCGAAACUUUGCAUCGGGUUCAACGGUGGGAAAGACUGCACCGCCCUUUUGCAUCUCUUCCAUGCUGCUGUACAAAGGCGGUACCCAGAAAGGACGGAGAAGCUUUGGGCUCUGCAUAUUUGCACCGUCUCCCCGUUUCCCGAGAUGGAGCAGUUCAUCAAAGUCACGGCUGAGCGGUAUAACCUUCACGUCUGUGAGGUCCACGGGAACAUUAGGCAGGCCCUGGCCGACCUGAAGCUGCAGCAGCCGGAGCUGGAAGCUGUGCUGAUGGGCACCCGGCGGACAGACCCGUACUCCUGUACCUUGAUGCCCUUCCACAUGACCGACCCUGACUGGCCCCCGUACAUGCGUGUCAACCCUCUCCUGGAUUGGACAUACCGGGAUAUCUGGAAGUUCUUACGUACCCUGUAUCUCCCCUACUGCAUCCUUUAUGACAAAGGCUACACUUCGCUGGGCAGCAUGAGCAACACACAGAAGAACCCGGCCCUGCACUACACGGAUGCCCGCGGGCGGAAAUGCUACCGGCCAGCCUAUGAGCUGGAGAAAGAAGAGGAUGAACGCACCUCCCGCCAUUGAAGCCUUCAGGGUUGCCUGGCAACUCUUGGCCUGCUGGGGAGAGCUAACCUAGGCCCAAAGCCUUCCUAGAGUACGAUUUGGACUAGGCCAGGCCUGUUAUGCCUGAGGUGAAAUAUGUUAAUGCCCCUCCACGUACACAGACUGGAAUGCUAUCCAGCGGCCUGUGGGGCUGCCCCACAUGUUGACAGCAGGUAGGAAGGUGUGCACACCGCACUCUGCCUUAAUGAGGCAAGGGGGCCAAGUCAGUAAAUCCUGUUGAGUCAAGCUUCUCUAUUGCCUCGAUGGGUUUUGCACACCCUCAGCUAAGGUCUGGUCUAGGCAUUAGAUUCACUGCAUUUUUUAACACGCUGAGUUGGAUCCAAAUUAAAAUGUCCAGUGGCGAGGAGGAACUUUCCUGCCACCCUCCUCCCACCGCAGCCCACGGAUCUCCACACAUUGCCACUCCUGGGGCAUAGGGAAGGUGACCCUGAGGAAUGGCGUGGGGUGGCGCGGUGUGGAAAAUAGGAAACUGGUAGAAAUUUCCAGUUUAGUCCAGAUCAAACCCUCUGAAUGCCAUGGUUUUCUGUGGCCACAUGUAUUGCGUCCUGAGACUGAUGUUUUAAAACGCCUUUGUUUAAACUUUUC
Eublepharis macularius is the source of this 2384-nucleotide messenger RNA. RefSeq names its product flavin adenine dinucleotide synthetase 1 (gene FLAD1). Gene Ontology annotation, biological process: FAD biosynthetic process. The coding region runs from base 186 to 1760 and encodes 524 amino acids. Gene Ontology annotation, molecular function: FMN adenylyltransferase activity. The transcript has 9 exons. Lineage: Eukaryota; Metazoa; Chordata; Lepidosauria; Squamata; Eublepharidae. The record is from RefSeq and is a predicted model, not a curated record.